Messenger RNA from Rhipicephalus microplus (southern cattle tick), 993 nucleotides. RefSeq lists its product as uncharacterized. The record is from RefSeq and is a predicted model, not a curated record. NCBI's taxonomy places the organism in Eukaryota, Metazoa, Arthropoda, Arachnida, Ixodida, Ixodidae.
AUGGCUAGUGAAAGCAGCGCAUGUGAAACAUCGGCGCACAGCGCGAUCGAAUGCGUCAAAGACAAUGAGAGCUCAUCACCUGACGUCGACGUGCUUCGAGCAAACAUCACCGAUGAACGUCACGCCUGCAGCUGGGUAGAAGACUACGGCUUGAAGACGAAUACGUCAUGGGUUGUAGACUUCGUCAAGCCAACAGCAAAGUGUGAAAGGAUGGUGUUCCACAAAGUAUGGCGUUGCAAAGAGGCAAAGCGGGAAAAAUCAUGUGGUGAGGCUGCAGCACACUGUCCAGCAAAGAUUGACCUCAAAAUCAAGAAGGUCAACAGAAAUACAAAACGUAAUGAUGCCUUUUUACGUGGGGAAAAGCCACUGCCAGCUGUGAUAAAGCUUUUUCAUCACAAAGACCACAGCCACAGCACUGCAGCAGCAGACGCACUUUCUCGUCUCACUCCAACAAUGCAGACCAGAGAGACCUUUUUGGCCUACUUCGACAACGGCAUGUCACCAGCUGAAGCCAUCAGGCUUCACGAGAGCAAACUGCUUGUGCAAAAAGAUGGGUAUGCUCUCGUUGCUAACUCGGCAGUAAAUCCAUUGCCUCCUGCCAUAUAUUACUGGCACAGGCUCUGGAGAGAAAAAAACUUUGGAAAAGAUGUAGACCCCCUCCUAAAGAUAGCUGAGAAGAUGCCACUCUAUGCUAAACAUGGCGUUGAUGUCAAACUGGGCCGCUCAGAGGAUGGCCAGUACUGGGUGGUCUUGGUUGCGACACCGAUCAUGAGACGAGCACAGCUGUUAAAUGCAGCAACAGAAAUUAUUUUUAUUGAUUCGACAUCAUCGUGCGACGCAUCACGAAGCACCGUGACUGUUCUUCUGGCAGCCACGAAUGCGGGUGCCGUACCCAUCGCGGUACUAAUUCAUAAUUCGCAGUCAGCCCAAGGCUAUUGCACGGCCUUUACGCUUCUGAAGGACACCUUCCCAACCUGCUUUGGGGGGCUCAGU